Triticum aestivum (bread wheat) is the source of this 2334-nucleotide messenger RNA. RefSeq lists its product as uncharacterized. Lineage: Eukaryota; Viridiplantae; Streptophyta; Magnoliopsida; Poales; Poaceae. The record is from RefSeq and is a predicted model, not a curated record. Gene Ontology annotation, molecular function: zinc ion binding. The transcript is spliced from 3 exons. Bases 1337 to 2086 code for a protein of 249 amino acids.
AUCCUCGUCCCGAACCUUCUCUCCCUCUUAUCCCCGGCACCAUGGCUGGCCAACCUUCGCUCCUCGGAGCUGUAACCCCAACCGUGUCACAUUCAUCGGUCUUAGGACCGGUUCCAGUCCUAGCACAUGACAAUCUGAUACUCUAUAUAUUUUGGUUUGGAAUCUGAUCAGAAAACCUGCCCAAACUGAUUUCAUGGACGCCAAUUGGUUCAGAAACCGCUAUGCUGCUCGUGUUACUAGCAUAUAUAGCAAUACUCGAGUCUGAGAAAGAAAGAGCAACCAAACUUGUGUUGGGCUUUCAUGCAUGGUUGCAGUUUUUGGAGCUCAAACUCAGUUCGAGUCGAACCCUGUAGCAGAAUCCGUCGCAUAUUUUCACGGUGCGGCCGUCGGUCCGUGAUCCAACGACGUUCAAGAGUGAAAGCUCCAUACGUCCAUGGCCCCAGGGGACAUUGCGGGUAAACUGAGCAGUGAGAGGCGUGGAGCUUCUAGCCAGGCCGACUGCUCCGCAACGCUGCCAUUCCAGCCUACCUUUGGUCGCUUGCCUGCACAGCACAGCACAGCGCAGCACGGCGACGGGGCCUCAUCACGUGGCGCCGCUUCGGAGAGACCUACCACGUACUCCGUCGUCAGGAGCCUUGUUUGUUUCGCUCCACAGCGGUCAAUGUCUAGCUAGCCAGCAGCGGUACUGCCGGCGCAAGCGACACGAAAACGACGAAGACGGCUAGGCUAGGCCACACGAUCCGUUCGAGCAUUCUAUGCCCCGCGAAAUACUACACUAAAUGUAAAGUACCCGGGCGUUGUUGUACUACUCCCUCCGUUCCAAAAUAUGGCCACGAUUCGUUCGACCGUUCUAUGGUGAAAAUCUGGCCAUUUUUUUAAAACUUCAACUCAGAAUGACCCAGUCUGAAAAUAUUUCACAAACUGGUCCCUUGUCGCAUGAUGCCCGGGACUGGGGAUGGCGCCCUAACCCGGGGCGUCAUGCUAUCUAGCAGAGUUAAUUACACGAUAGUACCACAAUUGGGGCCGUGGUGGCGAAUUGGUACCAGUUUUGAAAAAUUUUACGUGUCAGUACCAUGUUUGGACCGAACCGUUGCAAAUCGGGCUAAACUUUGUAUUUGUACGUAUUGACGCUGGAACUGACCGCCCGGGCCCGCGCGUCAGAUGCCACGCUGGCGAAUCGGCACGCGCCCGCUCGCUCGAUAGGUGCGGUCCGGCUCGAACCGGACCGGCCCGUGCUCCACUCUGUUCCUCCUCGCUCCUGCCUCCCUCCUUGCUCCUCUCUCGUCGCCCUCGUCACCGCCGGCAGCUUUGCCGGAGCGGAGCGCCGCCGCCCGCCAUGGUUUUCGAAGACGAAAGCAGUGAGGACACGUCCAGCCUGCCGUACAUGCACUCGACCUCAUCCACGGACGGGCUUAACCAGGUCCCUUUCAGCGUUGAAGAUCCAGAUUACCAGGGGCUUGAGCUGGAAACGAUGUCGCCAUGUGAGAAGCACGGCAAGGCAUCUGAGAGGCUUGUCGCAUUUGAAGGAACAGACACAGGGAGAAGGUUCCUAGCAUGUGCAGAGCCGGAAGGGCAGAAUUGUGGGUUUGUUGAAUGGGUUGAUCACCAGUGGCCCCCAACAAUGCAAAAUGCAUUGUUGAAGCUGUGGGCCAUGGUUGAAGAUAGCAAGAGUGCUAGGGUGAAUGAUAAUCUUGAAAGUUCUUUCACUAUCCACCAUCUGACAGAAGAGAAGAACAAGCUGGAGGCCAACUAUGACAAGUUAGUCCAAGAUGUGCAUCAACUUAUGAGCUUCCAGGAGGACAGGGUGGUGGAUUUCAGAUAUCUGCAGGAUAACCUUACAUAUCAGCAGCAAUGCAGAAGUGAACUGGUGGCUGAUAUGAAGGCACAGAUGGCAAAGAAAGAUGCAGAGUUUGAGAAGCUUAAGCAGAAUUAUGAAGUGCUACUGAACCUGACAAGAGCACAAGCAACAGUCAUCCAGAACUUGAAGUUGAGGCAUAUUAAAGACAAGCAAUUGCUUAGUGAAGAUAAGAUGAACUUGGAGUUGAAGAAUGCAGAGCUCACAAAGUCUGAGGAGAAGCUCACCUAAGAGAAGCUAUAGUUGAAGCUUCAGAUUGCUGAGCUGAUGAAGGCAGAGGAGAAGCUGAAGGAGAAGAUCAAGGGGAUCUAGGCCAUCUUAGAGAAGUGAAGAAAAUGAAUAUGAGACUAGUGGGUAAUGCUGACCUUUUGGGCAUGAUGGUUGUGUAGUGUAUGGCUCUACUAAUUGUGAACUAUGUCUGUGUAUAUAUGUAGUAGAUAUGCUUUUCAUCCUUUUGUCAGAAAAGGAUGAACUAUGCA